This is a messenger RNA of Erigeron canadensis, 1597 nucleotides long. RefSeq lists its product as uncharacterized. NCBI's taxonomy places the organism in Eukaryota, Viridiplantae, Streptophyta, Magnoliopsida, Asterales, Asteraceae. The record is from RefSeq and is a predicted model, not a curated record. The coding region runs from base 183 to 1217 and encodes 344 amino acids. The transcript is spliced from 14 exons.
AAAGUGUAGUCAUAUUCUUCUCGCGCAGUUUUCCCAGACGAGAAAAAGAAAUAAAAAUGCUAAUUAGAUUAAUUUCUUAACAAGAAAUAAACAUCAAAUUUCGAUCGACGGUUAAUUUAUAUUCAUUAAUUCUUAAUAUAUUUCUUACUUAUAAUUGUAUAAUUAUAAUAAUUUAAGGAAGGAUGUCUCUUCCUCUUGGGAAGCUCACGAUAAUCAUCGGUGCAGGUCUAGUGGGAUCAGUUCUUGCAAAGGAAGGGCGCAUGCCCGGUGUCGGUGAUUUAUUUUCUGGUGCUUCUAAGGUACUUAAACUAAUUAAGCAUGAUGACAAACCCACUUCAACUCCAAAACCUCGCAAUGACUCAUUGAUGGCACAGGUUAACAGCCUAAGGCAGGAGCUUCAACUUCUAGCAUCAAAUAGACCUAUUACGAUUGUGACAUCUACCAAUUCAGCAACCAACAAAUAUGGGAUCGUUGUCAUUGUUGUCGUAGUGGGUUAUGGCUAUGCUUGGUGGAAGGGUUGGAAGCUUCCUGAUAUGAUGUUUGCUACAAAACGCAGUCUAUCAGAUGCGACAAAUGCCGUAGCUAAACAACUUGAAAAUGUUUACUCAUCACUUGCGGCUACGAGGCAACAUUUGUCUUCAAGAAUCGACCGUGUCGAUUGCACUUUAGACGAGUUUGCAGAAGUUACUGCAUCUACUCAAGAGGAUGUUUCAUCUCUUCGAGGAGACACGAGAGUGAUUGCUAUGGAUGUUCAAUCUGUGCAUGCGGCAGUUUAUACCCUGGAGAGCAAGUUGAAUAGGAUUGAAGGGAAGCAGGAUGAUACAAACUUAGGAGUGGCAAGGUUGCUACGUACUGCAUUAACAAUGGAAAAUCAGUCAUCUACAGGGCGCAUCCAGGCAAACCCAUCUAGUUCAUCAACGCCAGCUCUCCCAGCGCCACACAGGGCUAUGUCUUUGCCUCCAGUUCAUAUAGAGGAGCAACAGUCAUCCCCUCUUGUAUCACCUGCAGUUAAACGACCUUUACGAAGUUCUGUAUCUGUCUCUACCUCUGGCUUGAAGGAUCUUCAAGGAACUCCAGAAACAGUUGAAUCGGGGAACCCUUCCAGGGCAUCAAACGGGUUGGCAGAAGACACAAGUCCAACUUCAAGUGUUUUUGGCCGAACAUUUUCUGGCAUUGGUGCUGUAUUUUCAAGGAGCCGUCCUGCAUCUGGGCAGUGACACUAUUUAUCGACAGUUGCAAGUAAACUAGUGAAAGAUCAAAUAUUUCUUGUUAAGAAAACCAUUUUUGUACCUUGUAGAAUGAAAAGCAGGUAGAGGGUUUUGAACUUUAUGUGAUGUCUGGGAGUUAGGCUUUGUGUAUAAGAUGUAAUGGUCUAUAUGAUUAGGGAGACAUCUGUUUUAGGGUUUUGUGGUCAGAGCCUAAGGCCCAAGGUGUAUCCUUUCAGGAAUAAUUUAGUCAAACUUUUCAAAGGUGCAUUGGCAUUGUUCUAUUUAGGGACGAUGCUAUUUGUCUGGUGAUCUUACUUAGUCCCAUUGUAAUCAAGACUUUGUACUUAAAAAAAUUGUUAUAUCACUUGAACCCAUUUAUUGGGAUGUAA